Messenger RNA from Ceratitis capitata (Mediterranean fruit fly), 2869 nucleotides. It is a transcript of the gene Nepl11, whose product is annotated as neprilysin-4. Gene Ontology annotation, molecular function: metalloendopeptidase activity. Gene Ontology annotation, cellular component: plasma membrane. Gene Ontology annotation, biological process: protein processing. The transcript is spliced from 2 exons. NCBI's taxonomy places the organism in Eukaryota, Metazoa, Arthropoda, Insecta, Diptera, Tephritidae. The coding region runs from base 707 to 2614 and encodes 635 amino acids. The record is from RefSeq and is a predicted model, not a curated record.
AGCUCAAAGCUAUGUGUGCUUAGUGUCUCUUGAGCCGCCACAAAAUCGCGACAAGGCGACGGAAAUUUAAUUUUAAAAAAGCAUAGAUGCAAAAUAGGCUGUUGUGGUGUGAAGAGAAUUCAAAAAUAUUAAAUAAGAAUAAAAUGCGGAUGUGAAAAUUCGUCCUCGCCGCGUUGAGCUCUGUUUUUUCGAGUGCCACUUUUGAGUCUUUGACGUUUUUUUAUAUUUGCUGCUUUGUGUUUCGUGCUCGUCAUUGGUGGUGAGGCCACAAAAAUUCGCCCCUUUGGUGUUCGCUGUGGGCGAAAGUGUGUAGUGAUGGAAUUUUUCAUUAGUUUUACAAAAAACGUCUGAGUGGAAAGACAAAAGUGCCGCUACAAGCGACGGCUGACAUAAAAAUACUCUAACGGUUUUUUUUUUUCGUUUGCGACUUGCUCUUACUUACCACCAGCUGUGGUCACAAGUGUGAAGCGAAAUUAAAUUUUCUUAUUUGCUGCGGCGUGCUGGUGUUGCAAAUUGGCUUCAGGAAAAAGAAUUGAAAAAAAAACAGGGAAAGAAAACUAUGAAAAGUAUUUUAAUUUGAAAGUUGUAUAAAAAAUAAACUGAAAGGCGAAAAGUGCUUUGUUUGCAUUUUCGAGCAGCAGCUGCGCGCUUUUGAGAAGUUUUAGAAAAUUUGGUCCAACUCUCAAAGCCGUGUGUUGGAUUGAAAAUGUCAUCAGCGUGCUGUCGCCACCCAGCGCUGUUGCUACUGGCUCUUACUGCUUUGUUUGCGACUUCAGUCACAGCUGCAUCAGUGCCCACAGCGCCAACACCAGCUGCUGCGCCCAGCAUGGGUAUCGGAGCGCCCAAUGUGAAUGUGGAGACCGAAGUGCUGCGCUUCUCGUACGAACUCGAACGUUGGCUGGAUACAGAGAAGAGUCCUUGUCAGGACUUUUACGCUUAUGUCUGUGGCAAGACAGUGAAUAAUACCAAAGAGCAAUUUGAGGCGCGUUUGCAGCGUGAAAAGGAGAAGUUCGAUAAAUUUUUGAGCGCCAACAACAAUGAGGAGCUACUCGAUGCUGAGCUGAAGCUCAAACAAUUCUAUGAAUCCUGCAAGAAUGCACGCUCGGUGGAGGAGCUGAAGGAGUCCUUCAUGUACAAGCAGAGUGGCGGUUGGCCGGCGAUUGAUAGCUCUGCCACGAUGCAGCGACGCCGUCGCCUCAAGUCCUGGAUGGAUGUGGUGAGCGCCUUUCAUGAGGCGGGCAUCAAUUACUUCUUCACGCAACGCGUGGAGAUCAAGUCCAAUAAGCGUACAGUAUACUUGCAAGUGGAGGAUGUGUUGCGUUAUACAUUGCGCAAGUUUGAGCAGCUGAUUGGUGAGGUAUUGACGGCAUAUGGCGUGGAAAUGGAUCGCGGUCGCUUGAUCGCUUUGGAGAUAUUGACUUUUGAAAGGAACCGUCGUGAAAUUUUGAAAGAUGAGUUGAAGGAGGAGGAUGUCGAGUAUAAUUAUGACGAUUUUAAGGCUUCAUCAUUCGGCGCAGCGCUACAAAUUGAUUGGGAUAAGUAUUUUAAAAGUGCACUGGGCAAGCCGCUUAAGGCCACGGACACGGUAGUGGUCCACGAGAAGACACGCUUGGGCAAGCUAUUCGGGUUUCUGCAGCAAACUACUAUGACACGCCUACUCAACUGGAUUUGGAUUGACUAUCUAUUGGACAAAAGCAACGCACACUGCGCGGAGCUCGCACAGAAAUACUUCGAGCCCGUCUACCAGCAUAUUGUCGAACACGCCUACCUCGAUAAAGUACAAAUGGCGCAACUCUACUCGAAUAUUGGACGCGUUUACGACGAGCUUCUACCGCCCACCACGUGGAUUGACGAGAUGUCACAGCAAAACUCACAUCUCUUCCUCGGCCGUGCUAUGCAUCUCACAUUGAAUGGCGAUGAGAGCUUGGACUCUGAUUAUGCCAAACUGCAAGUAACUAAUCGCAAUUUCUAUCGUAAUCUCGAAAAGGUGCAACGUUUCUUCGCCCAGUCGGGCAAAAAUCAGCGCUUGAUAACGCGUGUCGGCAAUGCCGUAGUCGGCGAUACGUCUCAAGUCGCUUCUAACUUUAUGCGCAUCUUCUCAACCGUUAGCACGCUAAUGCAACAACAGAAUCUAACGGCACCACUUAACCAUAUCUUAGUAGGUGAGCGCUUCGCCGAGCAUAUGAUAGCCAGCGGCAGUACGUCGAAGAUGACAGGCGCUUGGCGCAGCAUGGAGUCGGAACGCGAAUUCGCUGCUUUGGGUCAGUGCGUUGCUAGGCAACAGCAGCAGUUGACGGGUACUACUGAAUUGCCAUACAAUCUGAAUGAGCUGCUCGUGAAGCUGCUGGCGCAGCAAUUGGCAUUGCAGACGUACGACCAAUGGUUGCAGGGUAAUGAGCGUUUGGUGCGUCGUUUGGAUAGUCUCUUGGCUGCGGGUCGUUUGCAGUUGUCUAUGGCGAAACUGUUCUACAUCGGUGGGGUGUUGACUGAGUGCGGCUCGUUUGAGAGCAUUUCUCAGAAGCAGCUCAUGAAGGGUUACUUACAUAACUCGCUAAAGUUUCGACAGGCUUUCAGAUGUCGGGCCGUGGCACGCGACACUUGUAAGGUGGUUUAACUGUUAAUAUGACGAAAAUUUUAAUUAAUUUAAGGAAUAAGUUCAUAAUGGCUAAAAAUUAUGAGCACUAAAUGCAGUUCUUGACUUUGAGCAUUUGAGGCAACAGUAAUGGUUAACUUAUGUAUAUUUGAGUAUAUAUGAAUACAAUAAAAGUACAAUAGCUAUUAAAUAAUUGUCUCGAGAUCAUUUCAAUCCGAAGAGGCCAGAAACCAAAAGAAUAAUGGGAAAAAAUGAAGCUAAAAAAAAACAAAAUUA